AUGACAGAGAAGAGCCGUCUUUUAGACGAUGAAAGCUUGAGUAGCAUUAGAAAUAGAGAAGAUAGAAGUCAUCUCAAAUCUUUAGUGAAAGUUAUUAAGUGGUUAACUGUUGCUUUAGUUUUAAGCGCUAUUAUAGGCUUUACGCAAAAACCAUCCACAGGGAGAAAUAACAAGAAGUCUCAAAAAAAGAAUGUUAUAUUCAUGGUGACUGAUGGUAUGGGACCGGCAUCGUUAUCAUUAGCUAGAUCUUUUAAGCAACAUAGAGACAAAUUACCUAUAAAUGAUAUUUUGGAAUUAGAUAAAUACUUAAUUGGAUCGUCAAGGACCAGGUCAAGCUCAUCAUUGGUGACAGAUUCUGCCGCUGGUGCAACGGCAUUUUCUUGUGCAUUAAAGACCUAUAAUGGUGCGAUCGGUGUUAGCCCUGAUAAAGCACCUUGUGGUACCAUUUUAGAGGCAUUAAAAUUGCGUGGGUACCUAACUGGUCUCGUUGUGACGACUAGGAUUACUGAUGCUACGCCGGCAGCUUUCAGCUCUCAUGCUGAUUACAGAUUUCAAGAAGAUUUGAUUGCUCAGCAACAACUCGGUGAGUAUCCAUUGGGGAGAAUGGUAGACUUGAUUCUUGGUGGUGGUAGAUGUCACUUUUAUCCAAAUUCCAUUGAGGGGGGGUGUCGUUCAGAUGAUAGAAAUUUGAUUGAAGAAGUUAAGGCUAAAGGUGAAUGGUCAUAUGUUGGUAACAGGGAGGAGUUCGAUGCUUUGAAGCUGGGCGAGAAUGUCUCUUUACCUUUGUUGGGUUUGUUGGCAGACACGGAUAUUCCUUAUGCGAUCGACCGUGAUUCUUCUGUUUAUCCUUCUUUGGCAGAACAAGUCAAAGUUGCACUUACGGCUCUUUCUAAAGCAACUGAGGAUUCUGAUGAAGGUUUCUUUUUAAUGAUUGAAGGUUCAAGAAUCGAUCACGCUGGUCAUCACAAUGAUCCAGCUGCCCAAGUAAGAGAAGUUUUAGACUAUGACGACGCUUUUAAAGAGGUAAUCAAAUUCAUCGAUGAAACUGAUAUUCCAACAGUUGCUUUGUCUACUUCGGAUCAUGAAACAGGUGGCUUGGUCACUUCGAGACAGGUUUCUCCUUCAUAUCCAGAUUAUUUAUGGUACCCUCAGGUAUUAUUAAAUUCAACUCAUUCCGGUGAUUACUUGGCUACAAAGAUCGUGAAUACUAAAGAUGAAAACAUUUUAGACAGCUUCAUAUCUAAGCAAAUCAUUGAAAAAGAAAUGGGAAUCAAAGAUUAUACAUCUGAUGAAAUAGCGUUGAUAAAGCAAAAUGCCAACAAUCAAGGUAACUUAUUAUAUGUUUUAAACAAUAUGAUAUCUUUGAGAUCACAAACUGGUUGGACAACUCAUGGUCACUCUGCAGUCGAUGUUAACAUUUAUGCCCAUACCAACUCCGAAGACAUUAAACAGAAAUUGUUUUCAAAUAAAGAAAAUUAUGGUUUAUUAGGAAACCAUGAGAAUAUCGAACUUGGUCUCUUUAUGGAGUCUAUCACAGAUAUUGAUUUAAGUAAAGUUACGGAAAUGAUCAAAGAUACACAUCAUUCGCCUAAUUUCGCCAUCAAGGGACAUACAGAAUUUGAUUCAAUGCACCAGAAUGCAAUAAAUUAUUGA
This is a messenger RNA of Priceomyces carsonii, 1653 nucleotides long. RefSeq names its product Pho8p (gene PHO8). Gene Ontology annotation, biological process: dephosphorylation. The record is from RefSeq and is a predicted model, not a curated record. The transcript has a single exon. The coding region runs from base 1 to 1653 and encodes 550 amino acids. Gene Ontology annotation, molecular function: alkaline phosphatase activity. Gene Ontology annotation, cellular component: fungal-type vacuole membrane. Lineage: Eukaryota; Fungi; Ascomycota; Pichiomycetes; Serinales; Debaryomycetaceae.